Mangifera indica (mango) is the source of this 2025-nucleotide messenger RNA. RefSeq names its product CLP protease regulatory subunit CLPX2, mitochondrial. Gene Ontology annotation, cellular component: mitochondrial matrix. Gene Ontology annotation, molecular function: ATP-dependent protein folding chaperone; ATP hydrolysis activity; ATP binding. Bases 156 to 1868 code for a protein of 570 amino acids. The transcript has 15 exons. NCBI's taxonomy places the organism in Eukaryota, Viridiplantae, Streptophyta, Magnoliopsida, Sapindales, Anacardiaceae. Gene Ontology annotation, biological process: protein folding; protein catabolic process; proteolysis. The record is from RefSeq and is a predicted model, not a curated record.
CAUUUUUAAUUCUGUGACUCACACUCGACAAACCAUUAGCGUGGUUUACCCUCACUCCUCUCACCGUCUUCACUCUCUCAGUCUCUAUCCAAUUUCGGCAACGGAAACUACAAAACGCAUUACACAAAAACAUCAAACGACGACGGCAAGGAAAAAUGUUUUCCUUAAUUCUAAAACGCACAAACCAAACCCUGAAACACCUCACAGUCAAACACUUCCCAAUCCCAACAAACCCUACUACCACCACCACCACCACCACCAUUCCCAAACCCCUCCCUCUCCCUUCCUGCCACAGUCUCGGUCCGCCGUGUCGCCGCUUCCAUGGUGGCUCCGACGAAUACGACUACAUACGAGCCGACGUCAACUGCCCCCGUUGCAACAGCGAGUUCCCUGUGGUGUUUUCUAACCGUCCGUUGUCGUUAACGAAUCGUGAGAUAGGCGUUUAUCAGGCCGUUAAUUUCUGUCCAAGGUGUAAGACGGCGUUCUAUUUCCGGCCCUAUAAGAUGGAGCCACUGGAGGGGAGUUUUAUUGAGUUGGGGAAAGUUAAGGUUAGGGUGAAAGAGGAGGAUGUGGGUGAAAUGGGUGAGAAAGAGUGUGGAGGCCAUGGAGAUUUUAACUUGCCGACGCCGAAGGAGAUUUGUAGAGGCGUUGAUGAGUUUGUGAUCGGGCAAGAGCGAGCUAAAAAGGUGCUUUCAGUGGCGGUUUACAACCACUACAAAAGGAUAUAUCAUGCCUCCAUGCAAAAAGAGUCAGGAGUAGAAUUGGGGAAAUGCAAUGUUGGAAGUGAUGAGAAUGUAGAGUUGGAGAAGAGCAAUGUACUUUUGAUGGGUCCUACUGGAUCAGGGAAGACGUUACUUGCUAAAACACUAGCUCGCAUUGUGAAUGUGCCAUUUACAAUCACUGAUGCCACAGCCUUAACACAGGCUGGGUAUGUUGGAGAAGACGUGGAAUCAGUGUUGUACAAGUUACUAGUGGCUGCUGAUUUUGAUGUGGAGGCAGCUCAGCAAGGAAUUGUUUACAUUGAUGAAGUUGACAAGAUAACAAAGACUGAGAGUUCAAAUGCUGGCAGAGAUGUAUCUGGAGAAGGAGUUCAGCAGGCAUUACUGAAAAUGCUAGAAGGAACUGUAGUGAAUGUUCCCAUACCUGAAAAAGGAGUUCGAAAGCAUCCACUCAGCGAUAACAUUCUGAUCGAUACAAAAAAUAUCCUUUUCAUAUGUGGAGGGGCUUUCAUUGACUUGGAGAAGACCAUUUCGGAGAGACGGCAAGAUUCUUCUAUUGGCUUUGGAGCGCCAGUUCGUGCAAACAUGAGAACCGGUAGAUUGAUUGAUGCUCUUGUUACAUCAUCAUUGUUGGAAUCUGUAGAAAGUGGUGAUCUUAUAGCAUAUGGCCUAAUACCUGAAUUUAUUGGACGGUUUCCAAUUUUAGUGAGUUUGUCAGCGUUAAAUGAGGACCAACUUGUUCAGGUUCUGAUGGAACCAAAAAAUGCUCUUGGUAAACAGUACAAGAAGAUGUUCAGCAUGAAUAAUGUCAAUCUGCACUUUACUGAAAGUGCACUGAGAUUGAUUGCAAAGAAAGCAAUGGCAAAAAACACUGGCGCUCGAGGCCUAAGGGCCAUAUUAGAAAAUAUUCUUACAGAAGCAAUGUUUGAGAUUCCAGACACCAAGUCAGGAACUUCUAAUGUAGCUGCAGUUUUGGUUGAUGAAGAGGCUGUUGGAUCAGUCGAUACAGCAGGAUGUGGUGCCAAAAUUCUUCACAGAGAUUGUGAAUCAGAGCAAAUUCUUCAUGAAUUGAAAUCAAAGGAUUUUAUGGGAAACAGCAAGGUUGGACAGGGUGGUUUGGAGGUUCAAUCAAGAUCCCUGUGCUUGUAACUAAUUCAAUGUUUGAUGUUGUAAAAAUUUUCUCUACACAAAAAAUGUAAAUUAUAAUAAGCAUAGUUAAUUGAAGACUCAAGAGAGUUGUUUUCUUUUAACCCAUUUCAUUUCUUGACAGCUUUGUUAAUAUAAUCAACAUCACAAAUUCUCUGCU